AUGGCUAAGCAGACUACCCUCGAGGAGUUCAACUCCGUUUACCCCAAGCUUGAGGAGACUCUUCUCGACCAUGCCCGCUCCUACAAGCUCCCUCAGGAGCAGCUUGACUGGUACAAGAAGUCUCUCGAGGCCAACCCUCUUGGUGGAAAAUGCAACCGCGGCAUGUCCGUUCCCGACUCGGUCUCCCUCCUUCUCGAGAAGCCUCUCACUGAGGAGCAGUACUUCCAGGCCGCGACUCUCGGCUGGAUGACAGAGCUUCUCCAGGCUUUCUUCCUUGUUUCCGACGAUAUCAUGGACUCCAGCAUUACUCGACGUGGUGCUCCCUGCUGGUACCGCCAGGAGGGCGUUGGCAUGAUCGCUAUCAACGACGCCUUCAUGCUCGAGGCCGCCAUCUACACCCUUCUCAAGAAGUACUUCCGCUCUCACCCUGCCUACGUCGAUCUUAUCGAGCUUUUCCACGAGACCACCUUCCAGACCGAGCUCGGCCAGCUGUGUGACUUGCUCACCGCCCCCGAGGAGCGCGUCGACCUCGACAACUUCUCAAUGGAGAAGUACAGCUUCAUUGUCAUCUACAAGACUGCUUACUACUCCUUCUACCUCCCUGUCGCCCUCGCCCUCCACCAACUCAACCUCGCCACCCCUGAGAACCUCAAGCAAGCCGAGGACAUCCUUAUUCCCCUUGGAGAGUACUUCCAGAUCCAAGACGACUACCUUGACAACUUCGGCAAGCCCGAGCACAUUGGAAAGAUUGGUACCGAUAUCAAGGACAACAAGUGCUCUUGGCUCGUCAACCAGGCCCUUGCCAUUGCUACCCCCGAGCAGCGCCAGGUUCUCGAGGAGAACUACGGCCGCAAGGACGAUGACAAGGAGAAGGCCGUCAAGAACCUAUAUGACGAUCUCAAGCUCGAGCAGCGCUACCUCGACUACGAGGAGAAGGUCGUUGGCCAGAUCCGUGAGCGUAUUGCCAACAUCGAUGAGGCCGGAGGUCUUAAGAAGACUGUGUUCGAGGCUUUCCUUGCCAAGAUCUACAAGCGCAGCAAGUAA
Messenger RNA from Fusarium sp. VM40, 1044 nucleotides. NCBI's taxonomy places the organism in Eukaryota, Fungi, Ascomycota, Sordariomycetes, Hypocreales, Nectriaceae. The record is from the annotation of a GenBank genome assembly.